GCAGCACUCCGUACAGCAUGAGGGACACUGAGCCGGGAUGCUGAGCCAAAAUAAUGCUGAUUUAAUGACAAGAGUGUGCUAAAACUGUGUCAUUUUAUAACCGAGCACACUAAGGAUAGUUGUAGUACUUUAAUUUAGCAACUGACAAAACCAUGUUUCGGCAAACGAGGGCGGUGCUCCAGAAACUUCGGUACAUAAGUUUCAACGGACAGCAGCAAACAUGGAGGCUGAAGAGCACUUCAGCAAGAGAGAGGGCUCUUCAGUACCAGCCAGGACAGAAGCUACAUGGCUUUACAGUCAGAGAGGUUGUUGCCGUCCCUGACUUGUUUCUCACAGCAGUAAAGCUGAGCCAUGACAAAACCGGAGCUCAGUACCUGCAUGCAGCCAGGGAUGACUCCAACAACCUCUUCAGUGUCCAGUUCAGGACGACCCCUCUGGACAGCACCGGGGUCCCACACAUUCUGGAGCAUACUGUGCUGUGUGGAUCUGAAAAGUAUCCUUGCAGAGACCCCUUCUUCAAGAUGCUCAACAGGUCCCUGUCCACGUUCAUGAACGCUUUCACAGCCAGCGACUACACCAUGUAUCCGUUCUCCACCCAAAACGGGAAGGACUUCCAGAACCUUCUGUCAGUCUAUCUGGACGCAGUUUUCUUCCCUUGUUUACGAGAACAGGAUUUCUGGCAGGAAGGUUGGAGGCUGGAGAAUGAAAACCCGUCAGAUCCCAGCUCCCCUCUGGUGUUUAAAGGAGUGGUGUUUAAUGAGAUGAAGGGAGCUUUUUCGGACAACGAGCGUCUGUACGCGCAGCACGUUCAGAACAAGCUGUAUCCGGACCACACCUACUCUGUGGUUUCGGGAGGAGAACCUCUGGCCAUCCCCGACCUCACCUGGGAGCAGCUCAAACAGUUUCACGCCACACAUUACCAUCCCAGCAACGCCAGGUUCUUCACUUACGGAGAUUUGCCGUUAGAGAAUCAUCUGAAGCAGAUUGAAGAGGAAGCUUUGUCCAAGUUUGAGCGCAUCAACCCAAACACAGAAGUCCCUUCACAGCCUCACUGGACCAGUCCUAGAGCGGACCAUGUGACCUGCAGCCCCGAUGCUCUGGCUCCAGAUCCAGCCAGGCAGAACACUCUCUGUGUGAGCUACCUGCUGGGAGACAUCACCGAUACGUUUGAAGGAUUCACUCUGAGCCUGCUGUCAUCUCUGAUGAUCUCUGGACCAAACUCUCCUUUCUACAAAUCUCUCAUUGAACCCAAGAUAGGAACUGACUUCUCCUCUGUUGUUGGGUAUGAUGGCAGCACUAAGGAGGCAUCGUUCAGCAUUGGUCUUCAGGGAAUGGCCGAAGAGGACACGGAGAAGGUCAAAGAAAUCAUCAGCCAAACCAUCAAUGACAUUAUAGAAAAUGGCUUUGAGGAGGAGAGGAUUGAGGCUCUCCUCCAUAAGAUUGAGAUCCAGAUGAAGCAUCAGUCCACAAACUUUGGCCUUUCUCUGGCCUCGUACAUAGCGUCAUCGUGGAACCAUGACGGUGACCCGGUGGAGCUGCUGCGACUCAGCGAAAGUGUUGCCAUGUUCAGGCAGGCCCUGAAGGAAAACCCACGUUUUCUCCAGGACAAAGUCAAACACUACUUCAAGGAGAACACACAUCGACUGACCCUGUCAAUGAGCCCAGAUGAUACCUACCUGGAGAAACAGGCCAAAGCUGAAGCGGAGAAGCUUCAGAAAAAGAUAGAGGCUCUGUCUGAUAGCGACCGAAAGGAGAUUUAUGAGAAAGGUCUGGAGCUGCUGGCUGCUCAGAGUAAAACCCAGGAUGCCUCUUGUCUGCCUGCACUCAAAGUGUCCGACAUCGAGCCAGUGAUUCCCACCACUACUGUUCAGAUGAGCUCUGCAGGAGGAGUGCCGGUUCAGUACUGCGAGCAGCCCACCAAUGGUUUGGUGUACUUCAGGGCCAUGUGUAGUCUCAACACCCUGCCAGAGGACCUCAGGCUUUAUGUCCCGCUUUUCUGCAGCGUCAUUACCAAGAUGGGUUGUGGAGGUCUGGACUACAGGCAGCAGGCCCAGCAGAUGGAGCUAAGGACCGGAGGCAUGUCUGUUUCCACUCAGGUCAUCUCCGACUACACCCAGCUGGACUCGUUUGAGCAGGGCGUCCUCUUGUCCUCCUCCUGCCUUGAAAGGAACCUUCCUCACAUGUUUGAGCUGUGGAGCGACAUUUUCAAUAAGCCUCACUUUGACAACGAGGAGCGCCUCAGAGUGCUGGUGAUGAUGUCGGCACAGGAGUUGGCCAAUGGCAUCUCCUACUCUGGUCACAUGUACGCUGUGACCCGGGCAGGUCGUCAGCUGACCCCAGCAGGAGACCUACAGGAGACCUUUAGUGGGAUGGAACAGGUGAAGUUCAUGAAGAGGAUAGCUGAGAUGUCAGACCUCACCCAAGUCAUCCGGACAUUACCCAGGAUCAAAAACCACCUCCUCAACCCGGCCAACAUGAGGUGUGCAGUCAACACAACGCCACAGAAGAUGUCUGACACAGCCACACAACUGGAGAGUUUUAUGAAGGAUGUGGCUGCAAACAAAAAGGAGCGAAAACCCAUCAGAGCAAAUAUUAUUGAGAAGCCACUAGACCCUCAGAAUGACUUCGGCCCAAGUAGGAAACUCUUAUCUGAUCUGGAUUUUCAGCCUUGUCAGAUGAAAACUUUCUUCGAGUUGCCCUUCCCUGUCAACUUUGUCAGCGAGAGUAUUCGCACGGUGCCGUUCUCCCACGAGGAUUACGCCAGUUUGUGCGUCUUGGCGAGAAUGAUGACGGCAAAGUUUCUCCACGGCGAGAUCCGGGAAAAAGGUGGAGCGUACGGCGGCGGAGCCAGGAUGGGAGCAGGUGGACUGUUCUCCUUUUACUCUUACAGGGAUCCAAACUCGGUACAGACAUUAUCUGCGUUUCAUAAAGGCGUUGACUGGGCAAAGUCAGGACAGUUCACCCAACAAGACAUCGAUGAAGCCAAACUGUCAGUGUUCUCAGCUGUGGACUCCCCUGUGGCCCCCGCUGACAAAGGAAUGGGUCGAUUCCUCAGCGGAGUCACAGACCAGAUGAAGCAGAGCUACAGAGAAAGACUCUUUGCCGUCAGUCAUAAAAACCUGGUGGAUGUGGCUGAAAGGUACCUCUGUGUUGGUCAGAAGACGUGUGGUGUUGCCAUCCUGGGCCCAGAAAACGACGCGAUUAAGAAAGAUCCCUCAUGGGUUGUUCAGUAAUAAGACGGUAUUUUUGAAACUGAAGACUUGGCCUGGAUGUACAGAAAACCCAAAGGCAAGGCUGACGUUAGGAUGUUUUUUGAAAUUGUUGCAAAGAAGCUGAAGCGCACAACAAAGAGGAGGAGCGUGGAUCAUGUUUGUCAUUUGACUCAAUGAGAUUAAUGCUGUCUGCAUAUUCCGUUGUGUACAUAAAUAAAUAUAACAAUAUAUUGAAAUACAAAA
Messenger RNA from Stegastes partitus (bicolor damselfish), 3455 nucleotides. It is a transcript of the gene pitrm1, whose product is annotated as pitrilysin metallopeptidase 1. Bases 153 to 3233 code for a protein of 1026 amino acids. Gene Ontology annotation, molecular function: metal ion binding; metalloendopeptidase activity. NCBI's taxonomy places the organism in Eukaryota, Metazoa, Chordata, Actinopteri, Pomacentridae. The record is from RefSeq and is a predicted model, not a curated record. Gene Ontology annotation, cellular component: mitochondrial matrix. The transcript has 27 exons. Gene Ontology annotation, biological process: protein processing.